AUGGUCAAGAGAUCUUUGCUUUGGACAGCACUUGCUACCACCUUCGCCGCUCUUACUCAAAGCGUCCUCGCCGACAAUGUCAUUGAGCUCAAUCAGGACAACUUUGAAGAUAAGGUUAUGGAUCAGGAUCUGAUGCUCGUCGAGUUUUAUGCUCCAUGGUGUGGCCAUUGCAAGGCUCUUGCCCCUGAAUACGAGAAGGCAGCUACUGAACUUAAGGAUUCUAUCGACCUCGGCAAGGUGGAUUGUACCGCCAACACUGAAUUGUGCAACUCGUAUGAAGUGCGUGGUUAUCCCACUCUCAAGGUCUUUAGAAAGGGCAACACUUCUGAAUAUAAGGGUCCACGUCAAGCACCUGGUAUUGUCAGCUAUAUGAAAAAGCAAGCUGCACCUGCUGUGAGCGAUUUGAAUGCUGAUAACUUUGAUGAUUUCAAAAAGUCUGACAAGGCCGUUAUUGUGGGUUACGUGUCAUCGUCGGAUGAGACCAACCAAGCAGCUCUCAAGGCAUUGGCUGAGGAGAUGCGUGAUGAUUUCUUUUUCGGUGUUGUGACGGAUGAUGCCCUUGCCAAGAAGCACAAUGUGGAUUCGGUGCCUGCUCUUGUUGUCUACAAGCAAUUUGAUGAGGAUGUGGAUGGUGGUCGUAACGAAUGGACCAAGGAUUUGUCGGACAAGAAGGCUGUUGCUGACUUUAUCAAGACCAGCACCGUUCCUCUUUUGGGCCAAGUCGACGCGUCCAACUUUGGUUCCUAUGCUGAAUCCGGUUUGCCCCUUGCUUAUAUCUUUGCCGAGUCUGAGGAACAAGCAGAGCCUUUGGUGACCGCUCUUAAGCCUGUGGCCCAAAAGUACAAGGGCAAAGUCAACUUUGUUCAUAUUGAUGCCUCCAAGUAUGGUGCUCAUGCUGGCAACGUGGGUCUCAAGGAACAAUGGCCCGCCUUUGGUAUCCAACAUCUCGACACUGGUGCAAAGUAUCCCUUUGAUCAAACCAAGGAUAUCACCACUUCCAACAUUGAUGCUUUCCUUGCCGACUAUGACGCUGGCAAGAUCGCCCCCACCUUAAAGUCGGCUGAUGCUCCUGAAGACAACAACGGUCCUGUCAAGGUGGUCGUUGCUAACGAAUUCAAUGACAUUGUUCUUGACAAGUCCAAGGAUGCUUUCGUUGAAGUUUAUGCUCCCUGGUGUGGUCACUGCAAGCGUCUCGCCCCUAUUUGGGAAGAGCUCGGUACUGCUGUCAAGGAUCAAGGUCUUCAAGACAAGUUGGUCGUUGCCAAAUUGGAUGGUACUGAAAAUGAUAUCCCACCUGAAGGUGGCUUCAGCGUUCAAGGUUUCCCUACCUUAAAGUUCUUCAAGGCCAAGACCAAUGAGAUGGUUGAUUAUGAAGGUAGCCGUACUUUGGAGGAUCUUGUCAAGUUUGUGAAUGAACACAGUGCCAACGGUGUCAAGCUCACUGUGGAUGGUGAGGAAACUGAGGAUGCUUCCACUGGUCACGAUGAAUUGUAA
Messenger RNA from Lichtheimia ornata, 1494 nucleotides. RefSeq names its product protein disulfide-isomerase domain. Gene Ontology annotation, molecular function: protein disulfide isomerase activity. Gene Ontology annotation, cellular component: endoplasmic reticulum. The transcript has 3 exons. NCBI's taxonomy places the organism in Eukaryota, Fungi, Mucoromycota, Mucoromycetes, Mucorales, Lichtheimiaceae. Gene Ontology annotation, biological process: protein folding; response to endoplasmic reticulum stress. The record is from RefSeq and is a predicted model, not a curated record. The coding region runs from base 1 to 1494 and encodes 497 amino acids.